Telopea speciosissima is the source of this 1466-nucleotide messenger RNA. Its product is annotated as ALA-interacting subunit 3-like. Bases 65 to 1117 code for a protein of 350 amino acids. Gene Ontology annotation, cellular component: endoplasmic reticulum; plasma membrane; Golgi apparatus. The transcript is spliced from 8 exons. The record is from RefSeq and is a predicted model, not a curated record. NCBI's taxonomy places the organism in Eukaryota, Viridiplantae, Streptophyta, Magnoliopsida, Proteales, Proteaceae.
UCCAAUUUGUGUUGUUGAAUGGAAAUCUUGUGUUUUUUUGGUUGAUCUUCUAGAUCUUGGGGAAAUGACUUCCAAAGGAGCUACGAGCUCCGGAGGAGGAGAUGAUGCUUCUGCUGCGAGGAAGAAUUCCAAGAAACCUCAAUAUUCUAGGUUUACACAGCAAGAACUUCCUGCUUGCAAGCCUAUUUUAACACCGGGAUGGGUCAUAACGACAUUCAUAUUUAUUGGGAUUAUCUUCAUCCCAAUUGGUCUUGUGUCUUUAUUUGCAUCAGAGCGCGUUGUGGAAAUUGUGGACCGUUACGAUGAAGAUUGCAUUCCAGAGAAGUAUAGCAAGGAUAUGGUUGCAUUUAUACAAAGCAGUAAAACUAACAAGACCUGUUCAAGGACUUUGACUGUUCCAAAGUUGAUGAAAAGUCCUGUAUAUGUUUAUUACCAGCUCGAUAACUUCUACCAGAAUCAUCGCAGAUAUGUUAAAAGCAGAAGUGACAAACAACUGAGUAGCAGCUCAUAUGCAAGCGUAACAAGUACUUGUGCUCCUGAAGACACAACAGCAAAUGGGUCUGCAAUUGUUCCUUGUGGGCUUAUCGCUUGGAGCUUGUUCAAUGACACGUAUGGGUUUUCUGUAAAUAAAAAGCCGUUAAAAGUCAGCAAGAAAGAUAUUGCCUGGAAAAGUGAUCAAGAAAAAAAGUUUGGGUCUGAUGUCUUCCCUAAAAACUUUCAGAGUGGGAGCUUGAUUGGGGGUGGCAAACUUAAUUCAAGCAUACCUUUGAGUGAGCAAGUGGAUCUUAUUGUCUGGAUGCGAACAGCGGCACUGCCAACUUUCAGAAAGCUCUAUGGGAAGAUAGAGGUUGACCUUGAAGCCAAUGAAAAGAUAACAGUGGUCAUACAGAAUAACUAUAACACCUAUGGUUUUGGGGGCAAAAAGAAACUAGUUAUUUCAACUACCAGUUGGAUAGGAGGGAAAAAUGAUUUCCUGGGCAUAGCAUAUCUAAUGGUUGGUGGAAUGUGCUUGUUCUUGGCAAUAAGCUUCAUACUUAUUUAUGUGAUUAGGCCAAGGCCACUGGGGGAUCCAUCCUUCUUAUCAUGGAACAGAAAUCCAGCAGGGCAUUAUAAUUAAGGCUGCUUUCCCUCUUCCAACUUCCAUUUGUUGGGCAGCGCUAUGCUUGCAUGCCAUAGUAGCCAGCCUUGAGUGAGGGUCUUUCAUUGAACAGUCUGGUCAGGCUGAGACUGGGAUCAUUUGUCCAAGACUGAAACCGAGUGUACAUAAAAAGAAAUUCCAUUCGUUGAAUAGGUUGGAAACACUUGAGCUUCAGAUGUUUUUAGUUUCUCUUAAUGAAUGCCAAUUUGGAACCAGGCUGAGAUGUUGAACAUCAUGUUCUAUGUACUGCUAAUUUAUGUUUUUGUUUUUUUUCUGAACAUCUAAAUCAAAGUAAUGUUAUAUACUUUUAAGUUUCUUACUUUCCAAA